Molecule: messenger RNA, 1170 nt
Organism: Iphiclides podalirius (scarce swallowtail)
Lineage: Eukaryota; Metazoa; Arthropoda; Insecta; Lepidoptera; Papilionidae
Source: the annotation of a GenBank genome assembly
AUGGCAUCAACGGGAAAUGUUCAUCAGAACAAACAUUCUAUACCAAUUGAUAUUCUGGACGAUUUAUGCAGUCGCUUUAUAAUAAAUUUGCCACCAGAAGACAGAGGGAAUUUGGUCCGGAUAUGUUUUCAAAUAGAGCUUGCACAUUGGUUUUAUUUAGACUAUUAUUGUACCGAUGAAUCAAACAGGCUCAAUCCAUGUGGUAUACGAGAAUUUGCUGCGCAUAUUUUUCAGCAUGUCCCACAAUUGAGGGAACAUGUGAGCAGCCUGGAUGCAGUCCUGGACAAUUGGCGGGAAUAUAAACAAACAGUACCAACAUAUGGGGCUAUUCUGCUCAACACGGAUUUGACUCAUGUGCUUCUGGUGCAGUCGUACUGGACAAAAGCCUCAUGGGGUUUCCCAAAAGGCAAAGUUAACGAGGAUGAAGAACCUUGGAAAUGUGCUGCUAGAGAGGUGCUGGAGGAGACCGGCUUCGACAUAAGCAAGCUGAUAAACAAGAACGACUACAUCGAGGCAAUGAUCCACGACCAGAUAGUCAGGCUGUACAUAAUCGGCGACAUACCGCUCGACACCAAGUUCCAGCCUCGUACCAGGAACGAGAUAAAGGCGUGCGAGUGGUUCCCGCUGGCGGACCUGCCCUCCAACAGGAAGGACAUGACGCCCAAGGUGAAGAUGGGCGUCAGCCCCAACGCCUUCUUCAUGGUGCUGCCGUUCGUGAAGCGGAUGCGGCGCUGGGUGGCCGAGCGGGCGCAGAGGCAGGGCACCAGGCGCGCCAGGCACAAGUCCAUGGGCGAGAUCGAGUCGUCCACCUGCAGGAGCAGGCAGCGCAUCUCGCAGGGGCUGCAGAACGAGAUCGCGGACUACCAGAGCGAGCACCGCUCCAGGAGCGGCCAGAAGGCGCCGGCGGCGACGAACGCGGCCGGCUGCAGGAAGGAGAGGAGGCAGGCGAAGCGGCAGCUGUUCACGCCGCAGAACGCGCACGCGACGAACCCGUCGCCCGUACGCAGGGACGCGACAAACUCGUCGCCCGUGCGAAGGAACGCGACAAACUCGUCGCCCGCAAGAAGAGACCCCACGCCGCAAUCAGCCGGGGAGCAGCCGUUCGACUUUGUCGCGCCGUCGUGGGCAAACUUCAAGUUCGACCGCCGCGCCAUUCUCGAGUGUCUCACU